This is a messenger RNA of Tilletiopsis washingtonensis, 3360 nucleotides long. RefSeq lists its product as hypothetical. Gene Ontology annotation, molecular function: protein binding; structural constituent of nuclear pore. Lineage: Eukaryota; Fungi; Basidiomycota; Exobasidiomycetes; Entylomatales. Bases 1 to 3360 code for a protein of 1119 amino acids. The record is from RefSeq and is a predicted model, not a curated record. Gene Ontology annotation, biological process: poly(A)+ mRNA export from nucleus; protein import into nucleus; transcription-dependent tethering of RNA polymerase II gene DNA at nuclear periphery. Gene Ontology annotation, cellular component: nuclear pore outer ring. The transcript has 8 exons.
AUGACAGAGGGAAGCAUAGCGGGCGGUGGUAGCCUUGAGGAAGGCACCAUCCUGCUCAAGGACGACAUCACGGCCGUGACAGCGUUCACGCGCUUGCCGCUUGAGGUUGCGCAGCUGCUCGAGGGCUCUGAUCCGUACCGGCAGGCGCUGGCCAGUGGCUUCAGCGUGCAGACUGGCUUCGCCUACCUGACGACGCCCGACGUGUGCUACGUCUGGAACUUCACGGCGCGCGGAUCCGUGUCGCCGAUCUGCUACACCUUCUCCGUGCCCUCCUCUUCCGGCAGCUCGUCGUCGCCCAUGAGCCUGCCGCACUGCGCCCUCGUGUCGCGCUCUUCGGGUCACGAGCCAGGCCUCAUCCUGGUCUCGCAAAGCGGCAAGCUCGCCUUCUGGAACAGCGUCGUGUCCUCUGGCGCAGGCGCAGAUGGCGGACAGGAGCUGGCCAUCGCGCUGGGCGCUGGCGAGACGAUCACUGCGCUGCAGCAGUGCCAGGCGUCAUGCUUUGCCGUCUCGACGAGCCAGUCACGUCUCUUCAACGUGCUUGUCAGCUCGCGCGGUGGCCGCCUGUCCGCUUCCGUCGCACCUUUUGCCCAGCCGCGCGGCCUAUUUGGUCGUCUCUUCGGCUCUGCCUCGUCCUUCUCGCUCGGCUCAGAGGGCACCUUUGCCCUCGCUGCUGGUCCGGCGCCGGACAAAUCCGACACGUGGAACCUCUUCACGCUCGGCCAGCGCGUCGUGCAGAAGUGGCACAUCGGCGAGAAUGGCGGAGAGCGUCUGGCUGCCGAGCAGGACUUGCGGCAGAUGAUCGUGUCGGCCGUCUUUGGGCCAAGCGAGGGCGAUACGCAGCUGUCGCCUGAGUCCGUGGCCCUUGAGAUGCUCAGCUGUGCCGUCACAAACGACGCGUCGCUGGCAAUCCUCUUUGCCCAUUCUCCGAGCGCGUCCGGAGCGCGCUCAUUCGGUGUCGCGAUUGCGGAGCUGCCCACUGGCGCGACCUCUUUCGUCAUCUCGUCGACUAGCCAGAUGCAGUAUCGAGCGCACCGCGACCCGCGUCCGAACAGCGCGCCGCAGCUCGUGCUGCCUCACGGCGGCCCGGCGCUCUUCGUCGUCUUCCCAGAAGCCGUCGUGCUGCGCAUCCGCGACGUCGAGUUCGAGGAUGUCCUCAUGCUGCGGGACUCGUCGCGCAACCGCUUUCUGGGCCUGGGCGCCGAGGCGCUCGAUGUGGACAGCGACACGGAUGUCGCCUCGGUGUCGUUGAUCACGCUGCGCAGCGGCGCACUGCUGCUCGAGCUCGCCUGUGUCGAGGCCGAGGACCUGGCACAACGACUUGCGUCGCCGUCCGAACGUGCUCUCGUCGGCACCGAGCGGCUGCGUGCCAAGCUGGAGCAGGCCGUCUUCUACGGCGACAACACGCUCAACCCCGUCUCCUUUGAGCUUCCUCAGAGCUUCGAGGGCGACCUGAUCACGGCCGCAGAGCGGCUCAGCUCCCAGAUCGUCAACUCGGCGUCGGUCUCGCUGGAGGACGUCGUUGAUCUGCGUGCACAAUUGGCCGACCGUGUUGCGCGACUGCGUGGCUUGAUUGGCUUUAUUGCGCAGAACGGCCUUCUCGGCAAGCUAUCGCAGACCAGCCGGCGGCACCUCGGCGCGGAUGCCGAAAUGCUCGCCGCUGCCAUCGACCUGUGGCAGUACAGCAACGCCUUCAUGAACACUGCACGCCAGACGGGCAUCAGCGCCAAUCCGCUGGCCGAGUCGAUCGAGCAGGUCAUGGGCGAUCUCGGCGAAGGCGCCGGAGACGUCGCGCGCCUUUUCUUCCGCGAGCGGCUCGAGUAUCUCAAUAGCGUGCUCGAGGAGGUCGCCGCGCGCGUGCGUGCGGCACAAGGCACGUCUAUCGACGUGCGAUCGUUCGAGGUGCUGGAGGCCAAUCGCAUCCUCCUGACUGCAUAUCAGGCAGCUCACCGGUGUCGCAAAGACACUGCCGAGCUGUACCGCUUCACGCCGUCGCAGGCCGCCUUCGAGGCGUGGACGUGCACUGCGGGCAACAUCGACGUGCUCGAGGCGCUCUUCCACGCAACGGAGGACCUGCUUCGGGAGCGGACACGCGAGCUCGGCACCUCUGUCGACGCAGGCUCGCUGCAGCUCGUCGUCGCGGAUACAAGUGCGCAAGGGCUUGCGCAGCGGGCGCAGCAAGAGCUCAAGAGCCAGCUGGCUGACCUUGCAGCGCAUGCGCUCUCUGCUUUCGAGGACCGUCUGGCGUACCUUCAGGCUGCUGCUGGCACCGGCAGCGACGCGAACACGCUGGAUCGCGAGCGCGAACUUCUCGACGCGCGGUACCGCUCCGCACGGCCGCAGAUGAUCCUGCCACUUCUGGCCGUGGGCCGGCAAGAGCGCGCCUUUGGCCUCGCAGAACGGCACCGCGACUUCCGGACGCUCACAGAGCUGUGCCAUCAGCCCAGCCUCGCGAGCGGCAGCGGCGAGCAGCGCAUUCGACACUACCUGCGGCUCUACCGCAAGGACUUUGCCUUUGAGCUGUACGGCUGGUACGUCGAGCAGGGCAAGCUGCGCAAGCUGCUCGAGCAGGAGGAGAGCGAGAGUGAGCUGCUGCUCGACUUCCUCGAGAGCACCGACAACGCGCGCAUCGGCUGGCUGCACGAUAUACGUCUGGCACGCUAUGACGAGGCAAGCGACAAGCUGCUGCGCGUCGCUGAUGCCGAGCAGGGCCUGGCGGAGAAGAAGCUGAUGCUGAGCCUUGGCAAGCUCUCGCACAUCGCGCUCCUCACUGAGCAGCAGAUCGCCACGGCAAAGGAGCAGCAGGCGAUCGAGGUCAUCGAUGACCAGAUCGACUUGACCAAUGUCCACCAGCGGCUGCUCGAUGCCUUUGAGAGCGCCGUGCCCGGUGCUAUCGAAGGCGCGGAGCUCAGUGCUGAGCCCGUCGUCGAUGCUGUGGCCGUCUCGCUGCAAGGCUUGCCGACGCUGCGUUCGCUCUUCCGCACCCUUGCCGCACAGCUGCUGCGCGGCAGCGUGCUCUCGUCCGAGGACCUUAUCGAUCUCCUCACGCUUCAAGAUCCUUCCGAGUCAGCCAGCGAAAACUUUACCACGGCGCUGGAGGUCUUCAUUCGCACAAAGGACCUGCCGGAGGCACGGUCGACCGCAUGCCUCAGCUCGCUUUGGCUCCGGCUGUAUCUGAGCGACGACUGGCCCUCCAUCACCGACACGACGGCCAUCUCCGACGACGAGCUCACGGAGCGCCUGCGCAGCACGAACUUGUACGCUGCGCUUCUCAGCGCCGCGACGAACGGUGGUGCGUUUGCGCUGCGAGACGCUCGUCGUCCACACAUGCUGAUGCUCGUCCUUUGCAGACAACAUGUCUGA